Molecule: messenger RNA, 2694 nt
Organism: Protobothrops mucrosquamatus (brown spotted pit viper)
Lineage: Eukaryota; Metazoa; Chordata; Lepidosauria; Squamata; Viperidae
Gene: EEFSEC
Product: eukaryotic elongation factor, selenocysteine-tRNA specific
Exons: 6
Coding region: 17-1450 (477 amino acids)
Biological process (GO): selenocysteine incorporation
Molecular function (GO): translation elongation factor activity; GTPase activity; GTP binding
Source: RefSeq, a predicted model, not a curated record
UCAGAUUAUUGACUUGAUGAUGCUUGUGAUAGAUAUAACUAAAGGAAUGCAGACUCAAUCAGCAGAGUGCUUGGUGAUUGGACAGAUUGCGUGCCAAAAGAUGAUAGUGGUUUUGAACAAAAUUGACCUUCUUCCAGAGGGUAAGCGACAAGCUGCCAUUGACAAGAUGGUGAAGAAAAUGCAUAAGACCCUUGAAAAUACUAAGUUCCAUGGAUGUCCUAUAGUUUCUGUGGCAGCAAAACCUGGUGGUCCAGAAGCCCCAGAAACUGUGACUCCAAUAGGAGUUUCGGAAUUAAUUGAGGUCCUAAAGUCAGAGGCUUAUAUACCAACAAGAGAUCCUUCAGGAUCAUUCCUUAUGGCCAUUGACCACUGUUUUUCCAUUAAGGGCCAAGGCACUGUGAUGACAGGAACUAUUCUUUCAGGCUCAGUUAAUAUUGGGGACAAUGUAGAAAUUCCUGCUUUGAAGGUGACAAAGAAAGUAAAGUCGAUGCAGAUGUUUCAUACACCAGUAACGUAUGCCAUGCAAGGGGAUAGGGUUGGAAUUUGUGUAACCCAGUUUGAUCCAAAGCUGUUGGAACGAGGCCUCAUUUGUACACCUGAAUCUCUCCAGACAAUCCAUGCUGCCAUUAUCUGUUUAAAGAAAAUCCCCUACUUUAGAGGGACUCUUCAAACCAAGGCGAAGUUUCAUAUUACAGUUGGCCAUGAGACUGUUAUGGGAAGAGUAAUGUUCUUCAGCCCAACUCCUGAUGACUUCAGUAAAGAGCCUCUGGAAAAUUAUUUUGACUUUGAAAAGGAAUACCUUUAUGAGGAGGAAUAUCUUUCCAAUGAUUCAAAGUCCUCAGAAGAAAACAAGGAAAAUGGCCAGGUUGGAGAAAGACAGCUCCCAAAACAACAGUGGGCCUUACUAGAAUUUGAAAAACCAGUUACUUGUCCUAAAUUUUGUCUUGUAAUUGGUUCAAAAUUGGACACUGAUAUUCAUGCAAAUACUUGCAGACUGGCAUUUCAUGGGAUACUCCUCCAUGGAAUGGAAGAGAAGAAUUAUACAGAGGAAUGUCUGCCAAAACUCAAGGUUUACAAGAUGAAACAUAAGGAAGGACAAGUAGAACGGCUGUGUGAUGAUUAUAGUGUGAUUGGUCGUUCAUUAUUUAAAAAAGAAACAAACAUUCAAAUGUUUGUGGGUUUGAAGGUCAAGCUAUCUACAGGAGAAGAAGGUGUAAUAGAAGGAGGCUUUGGACAAAGUGGAAAAUUUAAAGUCCGCAUUUUGGAUGGGGUGAAGCCAGAAACAAAGGCACUUCUGACUGCCAUUUCUAAGAAGAAGCCCAAGGCAGGGAGGGGAGAUUCAGCAAAAGAGGAUGAAAGUAACAAGGUGGACUUUGCCCAACCUGUUCAUAUCACUCUUCUUUUUAAAAGAUACGUCUUUGAUUCACAGAAAAAAAUGAUUCAGUCUUGAGCUAUGUUUGAAGUCUUAAAGACUGAACACCAAAAUGACUUGAUGACGGGUUCCAUACAUUGUUCACAUACUCUUUCUCUCUCUCUCCCCUUCUCCCCCUCUGUCAUGCUUUCCAGUUCCAGGCUGUUGUGCUAUAGGUACAGGUACAUGAUACUUUUUUGCAGUUGGUAGAAAGGGUUUCAUGUUAAUAUAUUCAAUGUAAACUUUUUCAUAUUUUUGAUAAUCACAUAUUAUUAUUGAAUCAAUAAACAAAAUAAAUGGAAACCUUGAUGAAAAGUGAAAUGCAAAUACUUACAUCUGAAAUUAAAUUGUUUACAUUCUUAUAUGUUCAAGAAUACAAAUACACUAGUUAUAGGGCAGGGAUUAUUUUGUGAGUGAAGUUUGUAUUUUGAAUAUUAUUUUAACUGGCUUCAGUUUCAAAACAUCUUCAGGGAUGUACAUAAUUUCAUGGCAUAUCAUUAACUUUGCUGUUUCAUGGUUCAUAAUGGCUUUUGAAUAAAUGUUUGCAUGACACCUAUCUAAAUGUGAAAUUCAUCUUUCUUUUUUUCUCUCCCCAUUCCAAAAAAAUUGAGAGAAGAAUAAAAUCUCUCUGGUCAUUUCCCUGAAUAAAAUAAAUACUAUUCAACAUCACAGAAACAUCUUCAUGUUUAUUACCAAAAUAACAAAUUAUUAAAAGUUUUUUUUCACUUGUUUAUUAGUUUUAUUUUGCUGAAACAAUAGUAAACUAUACUUACAAAAUUUAUUAAGUCCCAUGCUCGCUUCGGCAGCACAUAUACUAAAACUUAUUAAGUCCCAGUUUCAGUACCCCUUUUCUCUCCCCAUACAAAAUCACUUAUUCUCUAGCAAAACCAAAAAUUGGAAAAGAAAAUCCAAGAUCAAAAAUAUUUAGAGAGUGGAGCAAGGUCAGUGUUUUAGGCUUUGGAGUCUACUGAAUAUUAACUGAAUAUUGGAGGAUUUAUCUGUAUAGUCCAGGAUAGAUCCCAGAAGGUGGAUUUUUUUGUUGCCCAUUAAACUUAGGAGCAUUAGUUAUCAUAAUUUACAUACUUUCUUAGAGUUUUGCCAAUUUAAGAAAUGAGAGCUAAUUUCUAAUAACUGCUACAUAUGAAAUUAUUUACAUUACUUAAAUUCAUUUCUCAAUGUUUUGUAUAUUUGUGACGGGGAAAAUUUCACGCAUAAACUGGGAAAGCUAGAUUAAUGUAAUGUCAAGUAUAGCUACAAAGAAGUUUGGCAAAUUUCUUACACGU